Molecule: messenger RNA, 693 nt
Organism: Pieris rapae (cabbage white)
Lineage: Eukaryota; Metazoa; Arthropoda; Insecta; Lepidoptera; Pieridae
Product: fibrohexamerin-like
Exons: 6
Coding region: 1-693 (230 amino acids)
Cellular component (GO): extracellular region
Molecular function (GO): structural molecule activity
Source: RefSeq, a predicted model, not a curated record
AUGGAUUUACCAGUAGUAGGAGAGGCUGGGGAGAUCCUCGACAACUUCAUCAAUCAAAUCGAUAAUGGAGAGGACGAGAUAGAACGGCCAUGCAAAUCUCUGGACAAUCACUGCGUCAGGAAUUGGUUGCAUGAGCACUCAGGCUGUAAGAAGACUUAUGGCCCCGUACCGGAUCCCCUGCAUAGAGUACAGGCCACCCAACAGCUUCCGAGAAUUAAUUUUACAAUUAGUGCAAUCGACGUUCCAUACAAUGGUUUAAACGGAAGAAUUGAAGAGUUCUAUGUUAACAGAAAAACUGAUCAAGUAGUUUUGGCGGUGGAGUUUCGUAACGUCGCCUUUCAAACAAAUAACAGCUUCUAUAUUUUCUACCGUCGUGCAAAGGAACCAGUGAUAACCAAUGAUUAUUAUUUUAUAAGAUUAAGUUCACUUGUUGUGACAGCAACAAUACCUCGGAUUGACAACCUACGAUAUGACAGAAGCGAGCACUUCACCUAUUCAAAUGAUCCAACGUCUACUUUCACAGUCGGACCAAAUACUUUCGCCCAUAGAGAUCCAGUCGUUCAGAGAGUGUUCUUGGCUUUAAUAUCGAAUCUUCCUGUCAACAUUCGUGAGAUUGUCAUUGGCGAAGGGCCCUUCCUCAUGGCAAACUUUAUACAAUACUCCUUGUGUGAUUUUGGUAUCAAAGUUAUUUGA